Molecule: messenger RNA, 1101 nt
Organism: Telopea speciosissima
Lineage: Eukaryota; Viridiplantae; Streptophyta; Magnoliopsida; Proteales; Proteaceae
Product: cytidine deaminase 1-like
Exons: 1
Coding region: 82-1062 (326 amino acids)
Cellular component (GO): cytosol
Molecular function (GO): cytidine deaminase activity; zinc ion binding
Source: RefSeq, a predicted model, not a curated record
UUCAUCUUCUUCAAUAAAAAUUUCAUCUUUCAUCAUUUGGGGGAGAUCAAGACAGUCAAGGAGAGAAGGGUUAGUAUCACAAUGGAGCAAAAUCAAUUCGUGAUCGAAGCAGCCGAAGUAGAAUCAAUGGCGAAAGAGUCAGGGCUGUCCGUUCUGCAACUCCUUCCAUGCCUCGUGAAAUCAGCGCAGAAGCUGGCGAGGCCCCCAAUCUCUAAGUAUCAUGUCGGAGCUGUCGGAUUAGGUUCUAAUGGCCGGAUCUUCUUGGGUGCAAAUCUCGAGUUCUCAGGCCUUCCCCUGCAUCAUUCCAUCCACGCGGAGCAGUUCUUGGUGACCAACGCCGCCAUCCAUGGCGAGACUCAACUGAAAUACAUCGCCGUUUCAUCCGCCCCAUGUGGCCAUUGCCGCCAGUUCAUGCAAGAGAUCCGUGGUGCCUCUGAGAUCAAGAUCCUCGUCACAUCCACCGAGAACGGUGGAGGAGACCAUCAAGACGACGACGAAGCCCUUUCCUUCCGACUUCUCUCCACCUUCCUCCCUCAUCGAUUCGGCCCCGACGAUCUCCUCGACAAAGAUGUCCCCUUGCUCUUAGAGCCACACCACAACUCUCUCGUUUUCAUCGACGACGACGGCGAUGACCACCACCACCACCAUCUCCACAAGAACAACGUCAUGAACGGUGACGUCAUCAGUAACGGCGAUGUUGCAGAUCAACAGAAAGAGUUGAAAUGCGCAGCCCUGGAUGCGGCCAACCAAUCACAUGCUCCCUACAGUGGGUGCCCAUCUGGGGUGGCGCUCAUGGAUGUAGAGGGGAAGAUCUAUAAAGGGUCGUACAGAGAAUCGGCGGCGUAUAACCCGAGCUUGGGGCCGGUGCAGGCGGCGCUGAUUGAGUAUGUAGCGGCCGGGGGCGGAGGUGGGUACGAUAGGAUUGUGGCGGGGGUUUUGGUGGAGAAGGAAGGAGCGGUGGUUGUGCAAGCCGGCACGGCACAGCUUCUGUUGCAGUCCAUUUUGCCCAGAUGUGAUUUUCGUGUCUUUCGUUGUAGAGCUUCUUCGUCUUACAAAUUGUAAAAAGCCAUCUCUACAUAGAGGAUGUAAUUGGCCAUAUCU